Parnassius apollo (apollo) is the source of this 222-nucleotide messenger RNA. The record is from the annotation of a GenBank genome assembly. Lineage: Eukaryota; Metazoa; Arthropoda; Insecta; Lepidoptera; Papilionidae.
AUGGACGAAAAUCAAAUUAGAUUGAUGUUGAAAGAAGAAAAUUCUGAUUCUAACUAUGAAGAUGAAAACGAUAGUGAGGUAGAGGAUUUUGUUGAAAUGCAAGAAGAUAGCUACAAUAGCGAGCAAGAGGAUAAUUUUAAGCAUGAGCAAGAGGGUCAAUCUGCAGAGGAGAGCAAUUCUCAAGGGGAGUCGGAAGAUCAUCAAACAUAUACAAAUUAUUAA